UGAAAAAGGAACCACGCGUCAUGAGAAACAUCUUGCUGAUUCAGAGUAAAGAAUGGUGUAAUUUGACUGAAAAUCUGUUAUUCUGUCACAUUCCAGGUUUGCAAAACUUGUGUUAGUAUAGUUAAGGAUAACCAAUAUGCCUGGAAGUGUUCAAUGCAAAGUUCCCUGUGUGUUUAAGACAAGGGUGAUAGAAGAGAAAUCUAACAAGAGACAGUACCAGCAAUAUAAUGUGGUUGCAUCAAAUGAGCUCCAAGAUUCCGCGAUAGAAGACAGCAUUGAAGAGGCGACACCCACUGAGAAAUUAGAUGGAACAUGUGUUUAUGUACAUGAAUACAAGGGGCGUCCAUGGCUAUGGGCACGACUUGACAGAAAACCCACUAAGCAAGCAGAUAAACACUUCAAAAGAUAUCAAGCUGCAAAGAGGGCGUGGAUGUUAAAUGGAAUGUCUGGAGAAGAACCGAUGUGGAACUGGAAUGCCGAUAAAGAUUUCAGAACUGCACGUGAUAGCUGGAUUCCAGCCAAGGGAGUGCCAAUAAUCAAUGGAACUGCACAACCUGAUCUAUAUGGACAUAUACCAGGUUGGCUUCCUGUUGAAAGCAAGGACAGACAGUAUUGCUGGCACAGCAGCACUUUUGAUGUUAACUAUGGAAUUGCUGUGGUUUUAAAAUCCAGUAACGAUGGCAACCAGUAUAGCAUGGAAGUAACAAUAGUUGAGCUGUCUGAAUUACUGGAGCAGACCUUAGAAUUGAUUGGAACCAAUAUUAAUGGCAACCCAUAUGGUUUGGGAUGCAAACGUAAUCCAAUUCAUGUGCUUGUUCCACAUGGUGUUAUUCAGUUUCCAUCAUCAAUACCAAUCAGUUAUGAUGAAUUAAAGUUAUGGUUUGAAUCUUCAGAUGAAGGCAAAGUAGAAGGAAUUGUUUGGCACUGUAAAAAUCAACAAUUAUACAAGCUUCACAGACAUCAUUUUGGUUUGCCAUGGCCCAUAGAGGAUGUUUAUUUCACAUCAAGACCAGUUGCAAUCAACAUGGAUCUUUCACGUUAUGAAUGUGACUUUGACUCAACUUCAAUGUUCUCAGUUCUGAGUCAGUUUAAUGGACAGCGUUUUGAACAGUUGAGAAAUGUACCACAGGACACCCAGACAGGAAGUUGAUAAAUGGUGGAUGGUCAUCAGAACUCUUCAUAUGUCAUCCAGGGAUCUCGCAACGCUGGUUGGAGGUGGUCGACUCGACCGGCACUCAAAAUUAGCGACCACCAUGGAAAUGCUUCUGACCAAGACUAUUGUCCGAUUGUUAUUAGAAUUAUGUACCUACAGACAUGCAUCCUG
This is a messenger RNA of Saccoglossus kowalevskii, 1324 nucleotides long. Its product is annotated as RNA ligase 1-like. Gene Ontology annotation, molecular function: RNA ligase (ATP) activity. The record is from RefSeq and is a predicted model, not a curated record. NCBI's taxonomy places the organism in Eukaryota, Metazoa, Hemichordata, Enteropneusta, Harrimaniidae. Gene Ontology annotation, biological process: response to reactive oxygen species.